This is a messenger RNA of Ricinus communis (castor bean), 1079 nucleotides long. RefSeq names its product E3 ubiquitin-protein ligase RHA2A. NCBI's taxonomy places the organism in Eukaryota, Viridiplantae, Streptophyta, Magnoliopsida, Malpighiales, Euphorbiaceae. The coding region runs from base 187 to 738 and encodes 183 amino acids. Gene Ontology annotation, biological process: protein ubiquitination. Gene Ontology annotation, molecular function: ubiquitin protein ligase activity. The transcript has a single exon. The record is from RefSeq and is a predicted model, not a curated record.
CUUCUUUCUAUCUUUUCUCUCUUCCCUUUCUGCCUCUUUCUUCUUUCAUCUUUCUUCUUCUUGCUGCUGCUGCUCCUGUCUUUUUAACUCUCUUAUAAAUACCCACAGCUCGCCCCUCCCCUCUUUCUUCUCUCUCUCUGUAUAUCAUUUCUUUAUUUAUUUAUUUAAAAAGAAAACCAGGAGAAGAUGGGCUUACAGAGCCAGCUGAACGACGUGUCAUCUGACUCAAUCCCUCUGCUCCUCUUAGCCCUCAUAGCCAAAUCCAUAGAUCAUCUCCGCUCUUUCUUCUUCUCUAUCUUCCACUCUAUGGCUCUCCCCCGAUUCACCAAUUCCCAAUCCAUACUCUUUGACGAAGGUUUAUUGAUCGACUCAAUGGGGUCUGGGCUCUCCAGCCUUAUAGUCCUCGCCGAACAGCUCAACGUCAACCGUCUGUUUUCUUACAGGUACCGCAGUUGUGGUGGUAAUGAUGACAAUCAUAAUAGAGGAGGGGCAGGAGCAGGAGCAGGAGGUGGAGGAGGAUCGGAUUGUGUGGUGUGCUUGUGCGCGUUAAGUGAUGGUGAUCAGGUUAGGAAGCUCGAUUGUAGACACGUGUUCCAUAAAGAUUGCUUUGAUGAUUGGCUUCGUCAGCUCAAAUUUAACUGCCCUCUUUGCCGUUCUCCUCUCGUUUCUGGUCAGCGCGUGCUCUCCACGCGCAGCCGCGUCGCUGGUGAUUUAGUUGCCUGGUUCUCCGUCCGGUGAUGCGCUCUUGCACGAUGAGCGAUUGAUUGAUCGAUCGAUCGAUCGACCGUCGGUGGUUUGGUCGUGCGGUGAUCCAUCGGUGAAUGGUGAUGAUGUUAUAUGUAUUGAUAGGAAUUUUCUUUUUCUUUUUAAUUUUAGUUUUGGAAUUUUUGAUCAACUCCUUUUUUUUUUCUUUUUUUAAUUUUUCCCCUUUUUUAAGAGCUCUUGAGAGUUCUUUUUAUUUUUUCUUUACUGUUUUUUUCCUUUUUAACUGCUGUAAAUUCUUUAGGUUUUAGUACUUAUUACCAAGGAUACUGUUGUACUCAUGCUAUUCACAAUUUAGAAUUACAUUUUUUCUUAAA